Larimichthys crocea (large yellow croaker) is the source of this 4597-nucleotide messenger RNA. RefSeq names its product copine Vb (gene cpne5b). The record is from RefSeq and is a predicted model, not a curated record. Gene Ontology annotation, biological process: cellular response to calcium ion. The transcript is spliced from 21 exons. Gene Ontology annotation, cellular component: plasma membrane. Bases 101 to 1981 code for a protein of 626 amino acids. Gene Ontology annotation, molecular function: calcium-dependent phospholipid binding. Lineage: Eukaryota; Metazoa; Chordata; Actinopteri; Sciaenidae.
AGGAGGAUGGGUGUGUUUGAGAGUAUCUAGCCUCUUCACACGCUCUGCUGUGCGCGCAGACUGAAGACAAAGCGCAGAGAGGAGUCCACCUCUCCAUAAGAUGUGCAGCCGCCUCAACAUUUCUGAAGUGGCUACCUCACCCAGUCGGACCGGAGGCCGUCUGGUCUCUGAUCUGGUCUCUGGAGGCACCGGAGAGUCGACCCGCGUCAGGACCAGGCUGUGCGGCUCCCGGAUCAGACCCGAACCACCCCGAGAUCUGGCGAUGGAGAUGAUGGAGGGAGACGUUAUGGACAAGCUAGAGGACAUGUCAUCGGUGUAUGACUUCGACCCGAUCACCGGCAACAUCCCCGCCACAAAAGUAGAAAUCACCGUAUCCUGCAGAAAUCUGUUGGAUAAGGACACAUUUUCCAAAUCAGAUCCAUUAUGCGUGCUCUAUACGCAGGGAGUUGAAACCAAACAGUGGAGAGAGUUUGGCAGAACGGAGGUGAUAGACAACACCCUAAACCCUGACUUUGUUCGAAAGUACAUCUUGGACUACUUUUUUGAGGAGAAGCAGAACCUUCGCUUUGACCUGUAUGAUGUCGACUCCAAAAGCCCAGACCUUUCCAAACAUGACUUUUUGGGUCAGAUGUUCUGUACUCUUGGGGAAAUUGUUGGAUCACCAGCCAGUCGACUGGAGAAACCGCUGGGAGGGAUCCCAGGAAAGAAAUGCGGCACUAUCGUCUUGUCUGCCGAGGAGCUGAGCAAUUGUCGAGACAGUGCCACUAUGCAGUUCUGUGCCAACAAGCUGGACAAGAAAGACUUCUUUGGCAAGUCAGAUCCUUUCAUGGUCUUCUACAGAAGCAACGAAGAUGGAACGUUUACUAUCUGUCAUAAAACAGAGGUGGUGAAGAACACAUUAAAUCCAGUGUGGCAGCCUUUCACUAUCCCUGUGCGGGCACUCUGCAAUGGAGACUAUGAUAGAACAAUCAAGGUGGAGGUGUAUGAUUGGGAUAGAGAUGGCAGCCAUGACUUCAUUGGAGAUUUCACGACCAGCUAUCGAGAGCUGGCUCGAGGGCAGAGCCAGUUCAAUGUGUAUGAGGUGAUUAAUACCAAGAAGAAAAUGAAGAAAAAGAAAUAUGUCAACUCUGGAACCGUGACCCUGCUCUCGUUCUCAGUGGAGUCAGAGUUCACAUUCUUAGAUUACAUCAAAGGAGGGACGCAGAUCAAUUUCACUGUGGCCAUUGAUUUCACAGCAUCUAAUGGUAACCCCUCCCAGUCCACUUCACUGCACUACAUGAACCCCUACCAGCUGAACGCCUACGCCAUGGCCCUGAAGGCAGUUGGAGAGAUCAUUCAGGACUACGACAGCGACAAGAUGUUCCCCGCUCUAGGCUUUGGUGCCAAGCUGCCCCCUGAUGGGCGGGUGUCACAUGAGUUUCCCCUGAAUGGAAACAUAGAAAAUCCCUACUGCAAUGGUAUUGAGGGCAUCCUAGAGGCAUACCACCAGAGUCUGAAGACAGUGCAGCUGUACGGUCCAACUAACUUUGCUCCUGUGGUGAACCACGUUGCCAGGUAUGCAGCUGCAGUACAGGACGGCUCUCAGUAUUUUGUGCUCCUCAUCAUCACAGAUGGCGUCAUUUCUGACAUGGCCCAGACCAAAGAGGCCAUUGUAAAUGGUGCCAAACUUCCCAUGUCCAUCAUCAUAGUUGGAGUGGGUCAGGCUGAGUUUGACGCUAUGGUGGAGCUGGAUGGAGAUGACAUAAGGAUCUCAUCCCGGGGGAAACUGGCAGAGAGAGACAUUGUUCAGUUUGUUCCCUUCAGAGAUUAUAUGGACCGGACAGGAAAUCAUGUGUUAAGCAUGGCUCGGCUCGCGAAAGACGUGCUAGCAGAGAUCCCCGACCAGUUCAUCUCUUACAUGAAAAGCCGGGGGAUCAAACCCAACCCGGCGCCACCCCCCUACACACCGCCCGGACACACACACCACCACACACAGCUCUGAAGCCCCCCUCUUGGCUUUUCACUGAGGACUGACAGCAUGCAGCAGCCACUCAGAGUCCAAUGGAAACUCUCUGCCUCCUGUUUUUUGGUACAAACAGGAGCUGACCCACCAGGAAAUGGGUGUGAAUUUUGUGCCGUAUCCUCCAAGUGACUAUUGGAGCAGCAUUUUGUUGUUUUUUUGUUUUUUUCUUUUGGUUUUCUGUGAUAUAUUUAUUUAGCCAAUUUCUCUUAAAGAGAGACUGGAAAAUUUCCAGGACUUGUUGGUGAAAGCCUUUUAAUCAACACUGAGGCAGUGACUGUUUCACGUCUGAUUUGACAGCAGGUUGGUUCAAAAGGUCAUGUUGUGGUUAAAACUUGUGCCUGUCUGUGGUUGUUUCUCUAAGUGUAUCAGGACAUGUGAACUUUGACCUAAACCUUGCUCGUCAGUCAUUGGUGUGGCCUAUUUCAGUGAUAUUUUUUAGACACCCUUUCCCUUCUGGAAUUAGUUUUUAUAUUUGGGGAUUACCUCCAUAUCUGCUAAUACAGUAGCUAUGAUGGAGGACCACAGUUUAUUACGUUGACAUGAAUCACUCUUUUCAUACUUUGGGGUGUCACAUCUUAUCUUCUUUAAUAGGUAAAUGUUUAUAAGAGCAUGUUUUAUGAGAAUUUAAUUACCCAUUUCCCAGUAUAUAUAUUCACGAAUAUUAUUCAGAGUGGCAUGGACUUAUGAUAGAUCUGUCAGAAAUGUUAUCCAUUUGAAGUGGUCACCAGUUAUUUUUAUGCAAUUGCAUCUAAAAAGCACAAGGCAACCUGUCUCUAUACCAAGGACACGAUUAUGGCAUUGCUACAAGGUUAAUCAUAUUCAGCCAUUUUGAGUGCUGCUAUUCACUGUUUCUGAAGAAAGUACCCAGUUUAUUCAUGCAACUGAAGUAUUGUAUUGUACUGCAGCUGCAAUUCAGCAUGUUGACCCAGGCUUGUUUUUGGUUUUUAUUCAGAAAGGAUAAAUUUCCAUCACAAAAGAUGAUUGUGCACAAGAAGAAUGUGAACUAGUUUAUCAUAGCCUCUUUUUUUUAAACAGUAAAGAUACAGAAAAUACCAUAGAAAUAAAAGACAGACAAUGAAACAGGACAAAGAUAUCAAUGACACAACAUAUAACAAAAACAUGUUAUAGAUAUUUUUUAUAGCUGGAUUAACAACUUGUCAAAACUCCACGUUACUUUAUUUAAACUGCUUUAAUUUCAUUGAUUUUUGAUCAUAUAUACCACACAAACAAACAAAAAGUAGGGGUCUUAAGGCAGUUACUCCCUAAAGACUUGUCUCUUAGAGAAGCAUAAUUUGAAAUGCUAGGUUUCAUACUUAUACCAUUUUAAUUGAUACAUGCGUAUAUUAACAUGUAUGCCUAUUACAUAUUAAUAAAAUAAAUGUACUUUAUAAAAUUAUCACUAAAUGAUAGACGCCAAACAUACAGGAAAGGUAGCUCCCCACUGCAUGAUAGUUUACUCUAUCUAACCGCCGAGGGAUGGCGAUUAACUAGAGACCAUUUCUAUAUUUUGCCCAGCGCCCAAUAGCAGGUUAAUCCGGCCCUGAUACUAUGCCAAAUGCACCAUCUCUGCAACCCAGAGAUUCCCAUGUCAGGGCAAAUCCGUAUGCCCCAAGUGGCCACGCAUUAGCAGCCAGAUAACCUCAGUCAUCACAGAUUAUGAGUCAGUACAAUCACAGCCACAGUGUUCCUCCCAAGAGAUUUACAUUUUAUAUAGCCCAGUCUUUGCCACAGUGUAUUACAAGUCUCUGGUGGGAGACCUUUUUUAAAUAGUCUCCAGAGUUUUAGGAUUUAUUUUCAUUACAUUCAGUACAUAAUCUUUCAUCUUUCAUAUGUAAACAUAUUAAUACUCUAUCUAUACUGUAGGGCACAGAGGGAUUCUAAUCUUAGUUUUUUGUUCAAUGUCAGUUUAGUGUAGAGAAACAAACUGGUCUCCAAACAGAAAACAAUUUUACCGCCUCAAUAACAAAGCUUGUAACUUGAGAUGCAUCUUUGCAAAGUGAUGCAACAAUGAUUCCUGAUAGUCCUAGGAUGUGUCUUAUGAAAAUGCAGAGAUCUAAAAGCUAAGAAAUUUAAAAGGAAUUUGAGGCACAUAGGGAUGUUUUUAUCAGGAAACACACAUGGGACACACUGUAUGUAGGAUUAUAAUAGCCACAAUGAAAAGAGAGUUCUUGUUAAAAGUACUAAAUACAUGCGUGUGUAAUGUAACACUCAAAUCUAAUUUUCUUUCUCAUCAUGCCCGUCUGCAGAAACAAAUUUUCUAUCCUAUUUUUCUUUCCCUCUUUCUCUAGUGACACAGUAAACUUGCUACAUCAUUAACCUUUCUACUUUAGGCUUUGUAUUUAAAAGAACAGAACAUCCUAAUACAAAAAUUCUGUAUAAAAAGGGAAUAUCAUGGGAUGCGAAUCCUUCAUUUACUUAGUUUAUUGAAAUUUUGGCGAUGCUAGCAGUGGAGCUAUAGCAUGACAGUAACAGUGACAUGACAGUCUCCACAGUUCUUGACUGGAUUGUCAUUAAAAUUUGGUUUCAGUUUUCCUAUAGAGUCAUCAGCAGGUCAAACUUUUAACUUGUUCAUUACCUUUAUUUAGGACGAAAUGC